AAUAAAAUGUGUGUGGAAAACGUUAGAAAAUUCAGAAGUAAGUUCAUGUUUGACAGAGUAAGUUUUACCAAAACUAACUAGAAUUUUGAAUACGUCAACUACUAUUAGUUGAAAAUGACUUUGAUUCAGAAAACUUUGUUAUUAUUUCUUGUCAUCUAUUAUUUUCAUGGAAAUCAUGCAUUGAAGUUACAAGGUUCAGCAGAAUAUUUAAGAAAUGAUCUUAAUCUGCCAGUUGGCUUAAUUGAUGAUAUAGAAAAUGCUUUCAAUGAAGAAUUCAAACAUGCUAUAAAAAGAGGUGAAAGUAAAUUUGGAACAAAAAGCAAUCAUUGUCAAUUUUCUCAACCCCAUGAAAGGUUUGAAGAAUUUAUUAAUAGUAAUAAACAGUCUAUUGAAAAUGUAUGCAAAGUGAAAAAAGGUAUUAAAAAAUUGUUGCAUAUGAAAUCGCCUUGUUAUUCCAAUUUAAAAAGUUUUUUUAGGGAAUAUGUUAACACGUUAAUUUUUAAAGAAUUUAUGAAUUGCUCUAAUUCUAAUAAAUACCAUAAGGAACUAAGUAACUAUAAGAAAACGAUAAACUCUUUGAAUAAACAAAAAAAUAAAUUAUUCGAAAAAAUAAGGACAAGAAAAGAAAAAUUAAAUACAUUAAAUGAAGAAGAAAAUUUGCAUUUAAAUAGUGAAAGCGUGGCAUCAGAGUAAGUCAGAUGUAAUUAGUAUACCAACAACGCCAAUUUAUGUAAAUAUUACUGCGUUCAGUUGACCUAUGCUGCAUACAGGAUGUAUUUUUCUAUGUAACAUUGUAUGUAACUUGUAAAAGUAAUUAAUAAAAAAAAGUUAUUAAAAAAAAACUUA
This is a messenger RNA of Leptopilina boulardi, 846 nucleotides long. RefSeq lists its product as uncharacterized. The transcript has 3 exons. The coding region runs from base 115 to 693 and encodes 192 amino acids. The record is from RefSeq and is a predicted model, not a curated record. Lineage: Eukaryota; Metazoa; Arthropoda; Insecta; Hymenoptera; Figitidae.